Messenger RNA from Penicillium cataractarum, 1779 nucleotides. Its product is annotated as lysine--tRNA ligase KRS1. Gene Ontology annotation, biological process: lysyl-tRNA aminoacylation. Gene Ontology annotation, cellular component: cytoplasm; cytosol. The transcript has 5 exons. The coding region runs from base 1 to 1779 and encodes 592 amino acids. NCBI's taxonomy places the organism in Eukaryota, Fungi, Ascomycota, Eurotiomycetes, Eurotiales, Aspergillaceae. The record is from RefSeq and is a predicted model, not a curated record. Gene Ontology annotation, molecular function: ATP binding; tRNA binding; lysine-tRNA ligase activity.
AUGGCGGAUCAGAACACUGUCAAGGAGGCUGAGGUCUCCAUGGCCAACCUCCAGCUUGACUCGGUUACCGGCGAGAUGGUCUCCAAGUCUGAGCUCAAGAAGCGUCUGAAGCUCCGUGAAAAGGAGGCCAAGAAGAAGGAGAAGGAAGCUGCCGCUCCCCCCAAGGCCCAGAAGAAGGUCUCUGCUGAGGAGGAGGAGGCUAAUCUGACCCCCAACCAAUACUUCGAGAUCCGAAGCAAGAGGGUCGAGAAGAUGUUCGAGUCUAAGAACCCGGACCCGUAUCCCCACAAGUUCCAAGUCACCAACGACCUGCGCGAGUUCCUCAAGGAGUACGAAGGCCUCCAGAAGGGCGAGCAGAAGCCCGAAAUUCCCAUCCGUCUUGCCGGUCGUGUCUAUACCAAACGCUCCUCCGGCCCUAAGCUGAUUUUCUACGACAUCCGUGCUGAGGGCAAGAAGGUCCAGGUUAUGUGUCAGGCCCAGAAUGCUACUGGCAGCGUCCCCUUCGAGCAGCAGCACGAGAAUCUUCGCCGAGGUGAUAUUAUCGGUAUUGUCGGUUUCCCCGGCCGUACUUCUCCCAAGAACCGUGACGACGGCGAGCUUUCUAUCUUCGCUACUGAGGUUAUUCUCUUGGCUCCAUGCCUGCACGCCAUUCCCUCUGAGCACUACGGCUUCCAGGACAAGGAGCUGCGCUUCCGUCAGCGCUAUCUGGAUCUUAUCAUGAACGAUCGUACCCGUGAAAUCUUCCGUACUCGCGCCAAGAUUGUUAGCUACAUCCGCAACUUUUUGGAUAGCCGUGAUUUCACCGAGGUGGAGACUCCCAUGAUGAACCAAAUUGCUGGUGGAGCUACCGCGAAGCCCUUUGAAACCCAUCAUAAUGAUCUUAACCAGAAAAUGCUUAUUGUGGGUGGUCUUGAGCGUGUGUACGAAAUGGGCCGCCAGUUCCGCAACGAAGGCAUUGAUCUUACUCACAACCCCGAAUUCACCACUUGCGAGUUCUACUGGGCCUACGCUGAUUACCAGGAUGUGAUGGACAUGACUGAGGAACUCGUUUCAGGCUUGGUCAAGCACGUCACUGGAGGAUAUGAGACGAAGUUUGUAACCCAAACUGGCGAGGAGCACAACAUUAACUGGAAGGCUCCCUGGCGCCGAAUUGAGAUGAUUCCAGGCCUGGAAGAAGCUACAGGGGAGACUUUCCCUCCUGCGGAUCAGCUUCACACCGCUGAGACUGGAGAGUUCCUCAAGCGUGUUCUCAAGAAGAUGAAUGUGGAGUGCACGCCGCCCUUGACCAACGCCCGCAUGCUGGACACGCUGGUUGGCGAAUUCCUUGAGAGCACUUGCAUCAACCCGACUUUCAUCAUGAGUCACCCUGAGAUGAUGUCGCCACUUGCUAAGUAUCACCGCAGCAAGCCUGGUCUUUGUGAACGCUUCGAAGCAUUCGUCGCCACAAAGGAGAUUUGCAACGCAUAUACCGAAUUGAACCAACCAUUUCAACAACGCUUGCGUUUUGAGGAACAAGCUCGUCAAAAGGAGCAGGGUGAUGAUGAGGCUCAGCUCAUUGACGAGACCUUCUGCACCUCCCUCGAGUACGGGUUGCCCCCGACUGGUGGCUGGGGUAUGGGCAUUGACCGGUUGGUGAUGUUCCUCACCAACAACUACAGUAUCAAGGAGGUUCUAGCCUUCCCAAUGAUGAAAGAGGAUAAGACUGCACAGCAUGGCAAGUCCGCUGCGGAUGCUGCUGGCAGCGUGCCCCAGCCUGAGGAGGGCAACCCCAACAAAUAG